GACACAUUUUACUCAAAAAACAAUUUGUUUUUUGUUCUUUUCAAUUUUCUUAUUCUUAUUAUUCCUGUUAUGCUUUCUUCCUUCUUCGCUAUUCGAGCAAAAACAACUGAGAAAAAUCUCAGAAUAAGUUAAUUACAAACUGUAAACAAGCUUUGGACGGAGAUGGCGGAAGCGAUAACGGAGAGAAGGGGAAUACCGGCGGCGUCAUUUGUACAAGAUGUUCAGUCCUAUCUUACUCAAUCUGGUCUUGAUGUUAACUCUGCUCUUGCUUUUCUCCAAGAAAGACUUCAGCAGUACCGAGUGGUUGAAAUGAAACUUCUGGCACAGCAGAGGGAUCUUCAGGCAAAGAUUCCUGACAUAGAGAAAUGCUUGGGUAUAGUUGCUACUUUGCAAGCUAAGAAGGACAGCAGUGAGGCGCUAAUCACUGAUUUUGAAGUGGCAGAAGGUAUUUAUUCCCGGGCUAAGAUUGAAGAUGCUGAAUCUGUGUGCUUAUGGCUAGGGGCAAAUGUUAUGCUGCAGUAUUCAUGUGAAGAGGCUACUGCCCUUCUUCAAACGAACUUGGAAAAUGCAAAAGCUAGUUUAGAAGUUCUUGUGGCUGAUCUACAAUUUCUGAGGGAUCAAGUGACAAUAACUCAGGUCACAACUGCUCGUGUAUACAACUGGGAUGUACAUCAACGUCGACUUCGACAAGCUACUACUCCCAAAGAAUCAUGAGAAACACCUAUCUUUCAUUGAAAGAGGUGGUGGUAGAUGUUGCUUCACAGAGUACGAUUCAGAUCUUUUUGGUUCAUCUUUGUAGGUUGAUUUUUGAACUAUCCAUGCAAAGAUCAUAUUGGUUUGGUUUGCCAUCAUUAAUGGGUUCAAUCUUUCAAUUUUGGCUUCUACGAGUAAGAAACAAAUAUGUGAAUUUGCCAAAGAAACAAAAUGUGAGUUGGAUGAGUUUAUCGUGCCUUUGUGAGACGAUUUACAAUGUAAUGAUACAAUUUUUCGGGAAGAUUGUUGAAUCAUGGGAUAACUAUGCAUUUGCUGCUAACGGACUAACCCUGUUCAACCCCGACCAUGUCAGUAAUUCAAGCUUAAACCUUGUCUUUAGAGUGCUUUCCACCAAAGCUAUGAAUGAGAGCUAGAUAUUUUAUAGUUAUGUAUGUGUAUCUUUGGUCUAAAGAGCGAGAGUUAGAAAAUUCUUAACUGCGAAUGAUCAUCAUUCACCCCAUGCGCUAUGUGCCUCAUACAAUGUGAAAAUAUAUGUACUCACAUGCAACUUCACAAACAUACUCAUCAUUUAUUCAUAGAUAAUGUUCCUGGUG
Molecule: messenger RNA, 1307 nt
Organism: Nicotiana tabacum (common tobacco)
Lineage: Eukaryota; Viridiplantae; Streptophyta; Magnoliopsida; Solanales; Solanaceae
Product: prefoldin subunit 3-like
Biological process (GO): tubulin complex assembly; protein folding; microtubule-based process
Cellular component (GO): prefoldin complex; cytoplasm
Molecular function (GO): tubulin binding
Source: RefSeq, a predicted model, not a curated record